GCGUUUUCCUGUGGGAAGGACCACGCUAUGAAGACUUCGGUUUUAGUCUACGUCAGCCCUGGACCAAUCACCGUUCGGCUGUGUUGGUUUCGGUUGUGAGCCGGUUGCUGGUGCUGCUCGUACGGGUGGCAACAUGGUGCUGUCUGAGCUGGCUGUGGAGGGGCAGAUAUUCUACGCCGUGCUGCUCUUCUCAUGGGUGGUGUAUGUGUGGGAGGCCUAUCUGGCCAGCAGGCAGAGAAAGGUAUAUCGGACUACAACACAUGUGCCUUCUGAACUUGGUAAUAUUAUGGAUUCAGAAACGUUUGAGAAAUCUCGCCUUUAUCAGCUUGAUAAAAGUACCUUCAGUUUUUGGUCUGGAUUGUACUCUGAAAUAGAAGGCACACUCAUUCUUGUUUUAGGAGGGAUUCCUUUCCUGUGGAAUGUGUCAGAACAUGUACUGUUUCGUGGAGGCUUCACUUCAGAGUAUGAGAUUACUCACUCGCUGAUGUUCCUGUUACUUUCCACACUGUUCAGUUCCCUGACUGGUCUCCCAUGGAGCUUAUACAGUACCUUUGUUAUUGAAGAAAGGCAUGGCUUCAACCAACAGACCCUUGGAUUCUUCUUCAAAGAUGCCGUAAAGAAAUUCUUGGUCACUCAGUGCAUUCUUCUUCCUGUUACAUCUCUUUUGCUGUAUAUAAUCAAGAUUGGCGGUGACUAUUUCUUUGUCUAUGCAUGGCUCUUCACUCUAGUGGUGUCUCUGGUACUUGUAACAAUAUAUGCAGACUAUAUUGCACCCUUGUUUGAUAAAUUCACCCCACUUCCUGACGGAGAGCUAAAGGAUGCUAUUGAAACAAUGGCAAAAAGUAUUUCCUUUCCACUGACCAAAGUUUAUGUUGUUGAAGGCUCAAAACGGUCCUCUCACAGCAAUGCAUAUUUUUAUGGAUUCUUUAAAAACAAGAGGAUUGUUUUGUUUGACACACUCCUGGAGGACUACUCGCCACUAAACAAAGACAACGCAGAAGAGACCUUAGACGAUGAAACUGCUGAAAUGAAGUUGAAAGCCAAGAAUGCUAAUAAGAAGCAAGGCUGCAACAAUCCUGAAGUUCUGGCUGUUCUGGGACAUGAGCUGGGCCACUGGAAGUUGGGCCACACAGUAAAGAACAUAGUCAUUAGUCAGAUGAAUUCGUUUCUCUGUUUUUCUUUAUUUGCCGUGCUCAGUGGCCGAAAAGAACUUUUUGCUGCAUUUGGAUUCCACACAGCACAACCCACUCUCAUAGGCCUGAUGAUAAUCUUUCAGUUCAUCUUUUCUCCAUACAAUGAGGUUCUCUCAUUUUGUUUGACUGUGCUGAGCCGAAGGUUUGAGUUCCAAGCUGAUGCAUUUGCUAAGAAUCUUGGAAAAGCUAAAGAUUUGUAUUCUUCCCUAAUUAAACUAAAUAAGGAUAAUUUGGGAUUCCCAGUUUCAGAUCAGAUGUUUUCAAUGUGGCAUUAUUCUCACCCUCCCCUGUUGGAAAGACUACAAGCUCUGAAAGGUGACAAGCAAAACUGACAGUAUUUGCAAUCACCAAAAAAUAAAACAAGAAGAAAACUUACACAAGUAUCAUUAGGUUUCUUUUGUCCCCCUUUGUCAGUUUGAAAUUCGACAUAGUUCUAUACCAAGUUAUGAUUCUAAAUGUAUCUGUGAUACAUUGAAUAAGGGGACAUUUUAAGGACCUGAGACGUGUAUAAAAUGUAAAUGACAUGUUUUUUCCUAAAAUGAAUUUAUGCUUUUAAUUGACAUGUUUAAAAAGCCUUAUGUUGCCUUUUUAUUAAUUUAAAUGGACUUUGUUUGCUUCAGACUUUUUUCCCCAGCGAUUUAUUGUGGUUCUUGUGGCGUUGAACAAGGGCAUUUUACUGUAAUAUAUGUGAAGUUCAUUUAUUUUUUUUCCUUGCAGCAGUUAUUCCAGAAAAAACAUUUUGUCAGUAAAGCUGCAAUUCAAAUAAAAACUUUAUAUGAAACCAUAAA
Rana temporaria (common frog) is the source of this 1981-nucleotide messenger RNA. RefSeq names its product zinc metallopeptidase STE24 (gene ZMPSTE24). Gene Ontology annotation, cellular component: endoplasmic reticulum membrane. Gene Ontology annotation, biological process: CAAX-box protein processing. Bases 134 to 1525 code for a protein of 463 amino acids. Lineage: Eukaryota; Metazoa; Chordata; Amphibia; Anura; Ranidae. The record is from RefSeq and is a predicted model, not a curated record. The transcript has 10 exons. Gene Ontology annotation, molecular function: metalloendopeptidase activity.